Cryptotermes secundus is the source of this 470-nucleotide messenger RNA. RefSeq names its product 60S ribosomal protein L37 (gene RpL37a). The coding region runs from base 107 to 385 and encodes 92 amino acids. Gene Ontology annotation, cellular component: cytosolic large ribosomal subunit; ribosome. The record is from RefSeq and is a predicted model, not a curated record. The transcript is spliced from 4 exons. Gene Ontology annotation, molecular function: RNA binding; structural constituent of ribosome. Lineage: Eukaryota; Metazoa; Arthropoda; Insecta; Blattodea; Kalotermitidae. Gene Ontology annotation, biological process: translation.
GUCAAGACCGGUCAAGACGCAGAGUGUAGCAACCCGUCGUACAUGUAAACACGGGUCGCCUGAGGAAGGCAGUAAGUUUUCUCUUUGGAUACGGAUUAUAGAAGUUAUGACGAAAGGUACCUCAAGUUUUGGUAAACGCCGCAAUAAGACACACACACUGUGUCGUCGAUGUGGUCGCUCAUCAUAUCAUAUUCAGAAAUCAAAAUGUGCACAGUGUGGAUACCCCAGUCGUAAAUUAAGACACUAUAACUGGAGUGUUAAAGCCCAACGGAGGAAGACAACUGGUACUGGUCGAAUGCGGCAUCUGAAGAUAGUGAGGCGCAGAUUCAGGAAUGGAUUCCGUGAAGGUGGCAAACCAGCACCACGCAAAGUUGCUGGAACGUAAACUGGAGUGUGUUUAUAAUCUGAAUUUUGUUUGGUGUAUUAAUAUGAAAGCAAGUCAAUAAAAUAACAAAGUUAUUUCUUUGUAA